AUGUUGGCCCUGACGCCUCCGAUCAGCAAUCUACAGUCUACUUACUCGUCCGGAGUCGCCCCGGGAAUUCAGUUUGCUCUUGAUUUGACCGACAACACCGCGGCCAUGUCGGAGAAGGAGGAUUUUUUGCUUUCCAGGCAGCAGCAAGAUACCGCUAUCUCGAGAUCGCUGGCUGACCCCUCUGCUCCGUUUGCCUUUCCGAGAUUCGCACAGUGGCCACCGUCCACCUACGAUCCCUUUGCAGGGGAGGUUGGUGGUCGUAUAUCUCCAGAGCGAUCGGAGAGGUUGCGGCAGAGGCUUCCCCCAGAGAUACAUGGCCCAACCCGUAUGCCUGCGGCGACCGCUGUCGGUGAUCCAUUCCGACCGCUCUCAUUUGUAUCACAGUCAUCCACGUUCGCCACGGAUGCCGGCUCGUAUCCGCCGCACGGCCUGCCGCCAAGGUCAAAUCCCGACGACCAGAACAUCGCGCUGCGAAGACAAAGCCAGGACAGUUUUAUCCUUCAGACAGGGUCUCCCACGAGUCAAGGCUAUGUAGAAUACGACUUGGAGACGCAGAACCGACGGACUUCGGAGAUGGGCAGGACCGCAACCCGCUAUCACACGCGGAGACGACCAUUUAACCAGGACGAGUUCGACGGUCCUUCUCAACUGCUUCCGUUACCGGUGCCACAACAAGAGCACGCACGGUCGCAAGCACUGCCCACACUGCCGGUCCACCUCGACGUCGAAGAGCAGGACAAAAUCACAUCCCGGGUGAACGACAUCUUGUCCCGAUGUGCCUUUCACUUUGUGGCCAAAUAUCAGUUUCCCAUCCCGCUGGAAAGGGACAAACCCAGGGUCCGCACGCCAGGGGACCGCGAGUGGACCGAGUGGGCAUAUUUGUUGAAGAGACUGGCCACCAAGCGAAGGAUCCCAGCCCGUGUGCUCUACGACAACCAAAUCAAACAGUUCGUCACGACCUUAGAAAACUCGAUCGCCGUCAAGCAAAACAACAGAGACCAGCAGCCCAGAACGCCCAAAGACGACCGGUACAUGCUGCAACUAGUCAGCGCAGCCACGCAGGUCGCGAAGAUCCUGAUGGAUUCAUUGUCUAUGGAACAGCUCGAUGCUCUGUAUAGGCAAACCGAGAGCGUAAUCCUCGAAAGAAGAGCCAGACUCCGAGAAUUGGGAUUUCAGUGA
This is a messenger RNA of Fonsecaea erecta, 1179 nucleotides long. RefSeq lists its product as hypothetical. The transcript has 2 exons. NCBI's taxonomy places the organism in Eukaryota, Fungi, Ascomycota, Eurotiomycetes, Chaetothyriales, Herpotrichiellaceae. Bases 1 to 1179 code for a protein of 392 amino acids. The record is from RefSeq and is a predicted model, not a curated record.